CUCACCGCCAAGCACAUCUUCAGCGAGGUGGUGGCCCCGCGCAUCGAGAAGGACUUCAAGGACGGCACCUUCGACCCCGAGAACCUGGAGAAGUACGGCUUCGAGCCCACGCAGGAGGGGAAGCUCUUCCAGCUCUUCCCGAAGAACUACGCGCGGUAG
Acanthisitta chloris (rifleman) is the source of this 159-nucleotide messenger RNA. RefSeq names its product mitochondrial ribosomal protein L41 (gene MRPL41). The record is from RefSeq and is a predicted model, not a curated record. The annotation marks the transcript as partial. The transcript has a single exon. NCBI's taxonomy places the organism in Eukaryota, Metazoa, Chordata, Aves, Passeriformes, Acanthisittidae.